Phyllotreta striolata is the source of this 1632-nucleotide messenger RNA. The record is from the annotation of a GenBank genome assembly. Lineage: Eukaryota; Metazoa; Arthropoda; Insecta; Coleoptera; Chrysomelidae.
AUGGGGCACACGCCCUCCUCCCCUGGCAUGACGUGCCGGGUGUACUCGAAUUCUAGCGACUGGGACAUCAACGACAGCGCUAUUCCGCGCAUAGACGACUACGAUAAUUUUUCCGAAUGGGCCGAUGGACAUUGCCGAUUAGUUUAUCGGGCCGAUAACGAGGAGGCCAAACGGCAUUCUUCUGGCUGGGCGAUGCGAAACACCAACAAUCACAACGUGCACAUACUGAAGAAGAGCUGCUUAGGGGUUCUGGUAUGCUCCCUCAGGUGCACGCUGCCGAACGGCGAAAAAGUCCAUCUCAGGCCGGCGAUAUGCGAUAAGGCCAGGAAAAAACAACAAGGUAAACCGUGCCCGAACAGGCAGUGCAGGGGCCGCCUGGAAGUGCAGGCGUGCCGGGGCCACUGCGGAUAUCCGGUAACGCAUUUUUGGCGGCACACGGAGCACGCGAUCUUCUUCCAAGCCAAAGGCGUGCACGAUCAUCCCAAGCCAGAGGCCAAGAGCACGUCGGAAGCCAAGAGGACGCUCGGCACGGGAAGGCGGGUGCGCGGCUUGGCCGUGCUGUUAGCCAAAGAGACUGCUUUAGGAAAUAAUAAGUUAAUGUCAUUUCAUGAUCCGAAACGGCAAUGCAGGGAAAUCACCAAUCACAGAAGUGUUAACCAAUCAUUGACCAGCAACGAAUUAGAUAAAGGUUACUGUUCUUGUCCACCCUUCGAAUGCAUCUGCCGCUAUCAGCAAUCGAUGCUGACGCCGCUGAACCAGUUCGCAUCGCCGUUGAACGCGUACCAGCAGUCGCACGGCGCCGAGCCGUACUGGACGCAGGAGCCGUCGAUGCAGCAGACCUACGAGAAUCCCCCGGAAGCGGCGCUCCUCAACCACCAGUACGACUUCAACAACAUACCGACGGACAUCUUCCAGCCGGAGGAGAUCUUCCAGAUCGACCAGCCCGUCAAGCCGGACUUCGUGGCGGCCGGCCAGACGGAGCUGGCGAGGAGCCCGCCGACGCUGCUCGACCUGGGCAGCGGCACCAUCCACAAGGAGUUCAAGAACGAGGACUACUGGCACCCCGCCUUGCACAGCAUGCUGAACGACGACAGCAACAACAGCAGCAACAGCAGAUUCAACGUGAACCAGAGCCCGGACGGAAGUCAAUUGAUGGGCGUCGCCGGCGAGGCGCCGAUGAACCACCAUUUGUACUUGGAGGCGAAGCCCGCGGAGCCGCUGUUCGCCCUGCACAAGAACUCCUACUAUUCCGCGCAGAGUGCGGCCGAGUGUUUUCCGAUUAACUUCGAUUUGAUCGACGCGAAAAACGAUCACAAGUUCGAUUCGGCGCACGCCAAGGCGUACUCGAAGCAGAACUUCCAAGACGAAUACGUCGACCUGGUGCAAUACAACGAAUAUCACGGUUUCAUGAACGUUUACGACAACAAAACGAACAACGACCACGUCUUCGGCGACAUAGACUUCAAAGUCAACGCCUGCGUUCCUAACAUUAACAAUGUAAAUAGCUAUAACGAUAAUUUCGAUGUGAUCUCCUACCAGUAGUUUGUUGUAUGAUUAUUAUAUUGCUAAUUUGAGUGCCUUCUAAAGAAAAUGUUUGCGAUAGACUAAUCUUUGUGUAAACUUGUAAAUAAA